Molecule: messenger RNA, 174 nt
Organism: Phycomyces blakesleeanus NRRL 1555(-)
Lineage: Eukaryota; Fungi; Mucoromycota; Mucoromycetes; Mucorales; Phycomycetaceae
Product: Homeodomain-like DNA binding domain-containing transcription factor
Exons: 1
Biological process (GO): regulation of transcription by RNA polymerase II
Molecular function (GO): DNA-binding transcription factor activity, RNA polymerase II-specific; RNA polymerase II cis-regulatory region sequence-specific DNA binding
Source: RefSeq, a predicted model, not a curated record
CGCAAGAGACGAGGAAAUCUACCAAAGAAUAUUAUUGCGAUUCUCAAACAAUGGCUGACUGACCAUUGCAACCAUCCCUAUCCGACCGAAGAAGAAAAGGUUGAACUCAGAACACGGACAAAUCUGACACUCAAUCAGAUAUCAAACUGGUUUAUAAAUGCCAGACGGAGACAU